GCGAUUGCUGUGCAUUUCCGGACCACCUAUCGGCCACUGUAGCAGGCCAUGGAGGCUCCUUUCAAGUACGCUCCUGAUAUCCUGCUCAUUUUGAAUAGCCCACAGAAUUUUGUUCUUGACGUUCGCAAGUAAACGAAAACCAGGAGCGUAAAUCGGACUGUGCUGCUUUUGUAGCUGUGUUUCAUCCAUCACUUUCUUUUCUUCUCACUAUCGUACUACCCGUAUUGUCGUUCACCAUAUGCUUAGUACUUUUGACGUUUGUUGCAUUGGCAUGCACAACUCCCUAAGCCCUUGCUCCAGAUGCCAUGACUGAUGACCAUAUGCCGACGGCUACCGUUACUGUAUCUGCGACAGAGCCUGUAUUGAUGUCUCAGGCUCCGUCACCAACCAUGUACUGCAUUAUACGCUUCCAGAACAAAUGCCACAUGGACACAAGCAGUACCAGUAUGCUAGCUAUCCUACUAAGAGUCUUUGUCCCAGCAGGCGUGCCUGCGGCUGGCGUCGGGCAUAUAUGGAAUCGCACGCUACAUGCGCAGGGCAAAGCCAUUCAAGAUCAUAGCAUAGGGACCGUCUUGCAUAAAUACAUUGGAG
Molecule: messenger RNA, 591 nt
Organism: Linderina pennispora
Lineage: Eukaryota; Fungi; Kickxellomycota; Kickxellomycetes; Kickxellales; Kickxellaceae
Exons: 1
Source: RefSeq, a predicted model, not a curated record